AUGGUGUUAAUAAAUAAUAUUAAAAAUGUAGUAAAAUAUUUUAAAUUUUUUGAUAAUGCAAAGAUAUAUUCAAAAUUAUUAAGUAAUAUUUAUAGUAAUAAGGUAAAAUGUUAUAAUCAACAAAAAAUAUUUUGCAAUACAUUCAUUGGGAAAAUAUUAUCCCCAAUAGAAAUAGAAAAUAAGAAAAAGGAGAAAGAAAUUAAAAAUGAAAUAGAAAAUAAUUAUUUAAUAGAAUUUAUUGAUAAAGAAAAGAAGAUAAUAUAUGACAAUUUUAAUGAUUUAAAUGAAUUAUGUUUAAAAAAGUUUAAAAAAUUAAAAUGUGAUUUAUAUUUAUUAACAUCAUCAAAUAGAGAAUAUGUACCAUAUUAUUUCUAUGACUUUUUUUUAUCAUAUAACAGUUCGCAAAAAGGUGAUAAUUUAAGUAAAAAUGAUAUUUUAAUAAAAUUUAAUAACAUCAUAUUAGAAAAUGAACAGUCAUGUUAUAAUAAUAGUGUAAUAGAUAAAAACCUUUAUAUCGAUGAAAGUAAUUCACCUAAAAUUAUUACAAAUGAAGAAUACAAUAAAAAAAUAGAUAACAAAAAAAUGAAAAAAAAUAAUAUUUUAAUAGAUAAUAAUGAAAUAGAAAAAAACUAUUUUUUAAAUUUAUAUAAUUUAAAUGAUAGAAUAUUAGAAUUUAAAGAUAAUAUAGUAAAAAAGAAAAUGUUUACAUAUUAUGAAUCAUUAUUACAAUAUAAAGAUAUAAGUAAAAUAAAUAUUGAUUCAUAUAUUAAGUUAAGUAUUCAAAAAAAUUUUAAUAUAAAAUAUUUAACUACUGUUCAGUAUUGCUUAUUUCCUUUUUUUUUAAAAAAUUUUGAUUUACUAAUUAAUUCUUCUAAAAGCACUGGAAAAACAUUAGCAUAUUGUAUUGCUCUUAUACAUAAAAUAAUAAUACAAAUAAAUAAUUUAAAGAAAAUGUGUAUGAUAAAAGAAAAUUAUAUUUAUGCCUUAAUAAUAUGUCCUAAUAUAAUUUUAGUUGAACAAACUUAUAAAAUUAUUAAAAAAUUAAUAAUCUAUCAUCCAUACAAACUAAAAUGUCAUUACAUUCAUGGAAGAAAAAAUAUAAAUAUGAAACAAGAAUUAGAUGAAAUGAAAAAGAAGAAACCACAUAUAAUUGUAACAACUCCUGUAUCUUUUAUAAAUCAUAUAAAAUUUUCAAAAGGAUUUUCAAAAAUGUUUUUUUUAUGUGAUACUAUAAUUAUUGAUGAAGCUUAUUUUCUUCUUGAUUCAAAUUAUUUAAAAAAUAUUUUAAUCAUAAAAAAUAUAUUACCUAAAGGACAUCAAACAAUUUUAUUAUCAUCUAUUGUUAACAAUUUUUUAAAACAUUUAGCUUAUAGAUUUUCACGUUUAAAUUAUGUGUAUUUAAAUUUAGUAGAUAAUUCUAUUUAUGAUAGCAAUUUAUUUUAUUCCUCUUCUCAUAUGAACAUAGUAAAUUCUAACUCUGAAGAAAAAUUAUCACAUAUGGAAUAUAUAAAGAGUCAACAUUCUACAUCUUAUGAAUUAUAUAAUAAAUUAAAUUAUAAGUUAUUAUCUAUUUAUAAGAAUAACAUUUUAAAUUGCACUGAUGUAAGAAAAUUAUGGCAUUCUAAGGAUGCUAAAACUUUUUAUGAAAACAUUAAUUUAUUUAACUCCUAUAUUGUAAAUAAUGAAGUAAACAAUAUAAUAGAACAAGAGGAUUAUAACAAUUCCUAUAUUAAUGAAAUGAGCAAUCAAAAUGAUAUCAAUUAUUUUAAUGAAACAAUUCGUCACAACAAAAAAAAUACCAAUGAAGAAAUUAAUGAUAUUAAUAAAAAAAUUAAUUCAGUUUUUAUAAAUAAUAUAAGUUGCGGAAGUGAUUCAAAAAAAGAUGAUAACGAAUCCAAUGAAAAACCACAUGGAAAUAUAGCAAUAAAUAAUGACAAAAAGACAGAAAAUAUCAAAGAAAAUUUUUUUGAAGAAUAUGCAUUUGAUGGUUUUCCAAAUGAAGAGGAUAUAAAUGGUAAAUUAAAAUUAGAUAAUAGUGAUUAUAAUAAUUAUAUAGUCAGUAGUAAUAAUAAUUAUGAUGAAACAAAAGGAAGAAAUUUGCCUACUCAUAUACUUUUAAAACAAGAAUAUUUAAUAUACGAGACAGAUAAACUUGCAUUAAUAUUAUUUAAUAUAAUUCAGAGAGAAUUUUUAUUAAAUGAAAAUAUGAAAAUUGUUAUUUUUAUGCCAACAGUAAAAAUGCUACAAUUUUUUUAUGUCAUUUUUAAACAUUACAUAUUCAAGGGUUAUAUAUUUUUAUUAUAUUUAAAAUUAAAUAAAUGGAAAAAAAAUGAAAAUAUAAUUGAUAAUUCAUAUUAUUAUGAUAAGGAAAAUGUGAACUUUUGUGUAUCUUCAAAUCCUUUUAUUUCUACAAACAAUUAUUUCAAUAAUGUAUCGUUUAAUUUAGAAAGAGAUACAGAGGAAUUCAAAAAUACAAGCAUGAACCAAUACAAUCAAGAAAAUUUAGUUAAUAAAUUAAAUGACAAAAAAAUUACGAAUUCUAGUAAUUCAAGUAAAGAAAAUAAUAUUACUUCAAAUAUUUUAAACGAAGAAAAACAGAACACCUUAAAAAAGGAAAUGGAUGAUGAAAAUAGAGAAUAUAUAAAUGAAUUUGAAAAAUUAAAAGAUAUUGUAAUUUUAUGUUUACAUAGUAAAUUGAGUUUAGAUAAAAAAAUAUACACUUUGAAUUGCUUUAAUAAUUCACAAAAAAAAAAACAAAUUUUAUUUUCUACUUCUUUACUUUAUCAAGGAAUUCAAUUAGAUAAAGUAGAUUUAGUAAUACAGGUAGGCAUAAGUAUUAAUGUUGAUGAAUAUAUUUUAAGAACGCAGAUUGCUACAACCAAAAAUACACAAGGGAGAAGUUUAUUAUUAUUAAAUGAAUUAGAAGGUCAUUUUUUAUAUACUUUAUAUAAAAAUAAUAUUUUAAUAAGCAAUGUAAGCAAGAAAUAUUUAAAUUAUAUAUAUAAAGAUAAUCCUUUUUUAAAUAUAUUAUUAAAAUACAAAAAACCUAAUAAUAAUAAUAUUAUUCUGAAUAAUCAGAAAGAGCCUGAAAAUGCAAUUGAUAUAAUAGAAAAAAAGGAAAAUAAUUAUGAUCAUAUAAAAAAAAAAAAUCAAGAAAAUUUUGAUAACUUUUAUAAAUUUCAUAUAAAACAUAUCGAAUGGCAUAAACACAAUCAUUUAUUAUCUUCAUGUGAAUUGAUGUAUAGAUCAUUGCUUGGAUUUUAUUCUGAAAAAAGCAAAUAUUUAAAAUAUGAAAAAUGGCAAAUACCGAGUUUAAUUAAAAAUAUUUUACAUUCUUUUGGUUAUUUUGAUAAUUUUUAUAUAACUAAAUGUAUGGCUACAAGAUUACAAAUUUUAAAUGCACCUGAUGUAUAUAUUAAUGUUAAUGCAAAAUCAAAAAGUGUUUUAAUGUCUGCUUUACCAUCUUAUAAAAGUUAUAAAUCAAAAAUGAAUGAAUUAAAAUAUAAAAAUUUUUCAAAAAUUUCAUCAUUUAAUUUAUCAAAUGAAGAAAAAGAUAUAUGUAAAUUUUAUAAUUCUCAUUAUUCUCAUAUUAAUAAUAAUCAAAUAACUGAAAACGAAACUAAAAAUGAUUCAGGAAAAAACGAAGACAUGAAGAAAGAAAAAUAUGAAAAAAGUUUUAUGGAAAAAUAUCCUUUAUAUUUUCCUAUUCACAAAUAUUUAUCGUAA
This is a messenger RNA of Plasmodium gallinaceum, 3726 nucleotides long. Its product is annotated as DEAD box ATP-dependent RNA helicase, putative. Bases 1 to 3726 code for a protein of 1241 amino acids. Gene Ontology annotation, molecular function: nucleic acid binding; ATP binding. Gene Ontology annotation, biological process: ribosome biogenesis. The transcript has a single exon. Lineage: Eukaryota; Apicomplexa; Aconoidasida; Haemosporida; Plasmodiidae. The record is from RefSeq and is a predicted model, not a curated record. Gene Ontology annotation, cellular component: nucleus.